AAGAGUUACAAUACUUCUCUACUGCAAAGGCAAAUCAGUGAAAAGGCAAUGGCACACAUCAGCUUAACUGUCACAGCUGUCCUGUUAGUGCUGACACUGAGUUCCUUCAGUGAAUCACAAUCUACUGGACCAUGCUGCCUUUCUUAUUCCCCAAAGCCCCUGCCAUGCAGGUUCAUUAAAAACUACACAGACCAGCAUGCCAAUGGUGUCUGCAACAUUGAAGCAACAGUUUUCCUAACAGCAAGAGGACGGAAAGUGUGUGCAGAUCCAAAGGAGCAGUGGGUUGUCGAAGCUAUCCAGUGUGUAAAAAACAGAAAGAUCUGGGCUGCAAAGCAUUGAUGAGCUGUGCCUUUGCAAGAAAAUAUGGAAGAAUAAACUUGUGAAAAAAGUGUUUGAUUAAAAUGUAUAAAUCUUAAAACACAUUAACUGUUAACAUUACUGUGCAUUGGAACCAUGUACUGUAGUUAUAAUUUGCCCUUUUUUUUA
Acipenser ruthenus (sterlet) is the source of this 486-nucleotide messenger RNA. Its product is annotated as C-C motif chemokine 20-like. NCBI's taxonomy places the organism in Eukaryota, Metazoa, Chordata, Actinopteri, Acipenseriformes, Acipenseridae. The transcript has 4 exons. Gene Ontology annotation, biological process: positive regulation of ERK1 and ERK2 cascade; cellular response to type II interferon; cellular response to interleukin-1. The record is from RefSeq and is a predicted model, not a curated record. Gene Ontology annotation, cellular component: extracellular region. Gene Ontology annotation, molecular function: CCR chemokine receptor binding; chemokine activity. The coding region runs from base 49 to 339 and encodes 96 amino acids.